Coprinopsis cinerea okayama7#130 is the source of this 670-nucleotide messenger RNA. RefSeq lists its product as hypothetical. The transcript has a single exon. The coding region runs from base 104 to 670 and encodes 188 amino acids. NCBI's taxonomy places the organism in Eukaryota, Fungi, Basidiomycota, Agaricomycetes, Agaricales, Psathyrellaceae. The record is from RefSeq and is a predicted model, not a curated record.
CUUAAUCGAGUUCAGGCAGGCUGAAACCUCGAGCACCCCUUCCUCAUCAUCCGAACUCCUUUCCAAUCCAACCUCCUCCCUCCCCACCCUGACGAGCAACCAAAUGACCUCUUCACGCCACCCACCAUGGCCAAUCCUGACCCUCCCAAGAGGAAAACGCGCCAAAGCCAUCCUCAUGUACCACCUCUUCUACGCCCUAAUCGCCUCCUUCCUCGGAAUCCUUUUCACCAUGGCUCUCGCCUCCGACUCUCUGCCCAAAUACAAGCACACCCUCUACCUCAGCAUAAUAAGCCUCGUUCCAUGCGGCCUCAUCCUCAACCAAAUCAACAUCGCUCCAGACGACGAUCCAACACUGCAUUUCCCACGCCGUCGAGGACUCGCUUUGACGCUUCUGUCAUGUUGUUUCGGGGCGGCGUGGACGGUACUUGGUGUGCGAUUCGCAAAAGAGGACCUGUGGGGGAUUGCAAGCGAUUUGGGUCGUGUCGUGGAGGAGUGGGGAUGGUUUAUUUCCGUGGUGGUUCUGUUGUAUAAGUGCUGUGAGGCGAUGGCGAUCUUAGGGGUGGGUUGGGCGUUUGGUGUGGUUGGGGUGCUGUUGCAAGCGUUGGAGUACCGCGAGGAGAUCCAAGGUAUUGGGUUUCGAGGGAGCUCCGUCGGUGCAGCGAUCGAAUAG